AUGAUUUUCUACCCUUACUGUUUUUUUUUUUUCUUUUUUUGUUUUGCGCCACCUUUCUUUGUUUUUCCUUUUCUUCUUCUUUGUUUUCUUCAUAUUUCUGUACUUCUUCAUCAUCUUUUUUUCUACCAGCAUUCUUCUUUUUCUUCUUCGUCUACUCUGUUUCUUCUUCUUCUUCUUCUUCUUCUUCUUCUUCUUCUUCUUCUUCUUCUUCUUCUUUCUUUCUAUUUUUCUUUUCCAUUUUCUCUUUUUUAUUUAUAUCCUUUUUUAUGUUCUUUCUUUCUUUCUUUCUUUCUUUCUUUCUUUCUUUCACGUUUUCUACUUUAUUUCAUUCUCUUUUUUUUAUUUUGUCAAUAUUUUUUCUCUUUUUUUUUCUCUCCUUUCACUUCCAUUUCUGUCUUUUUCCCCUCCUCGUUUUAUCUUUAUCUUUAUUUUCCCAUUCUUCCGAUCAUGACGCAACACUCACAAGAAAAGAAAAUAUCAACAACUCAUCGUCUCUUUCUAUCUCUCUCGCCAUAUUUCUUAAAUUCUGUUACUUCUUUAUCUCUCUCUCUCUCUCUCUCUCUCUCUCUCUCUCUCUCUGUUUUCUGUUCUUUCUUUCUCUUUCUCGCGCUUUUUCUACUUCUCUCUUUCGUUCAACGUUUAUUGAUUCUUUAUUUUUGCCUUUCUCUUUUUCUCACCUUCUCUCAUCUUUUCUCUCCCCCCCCCCCACUUUCUCUCUCUAUUUCAUUUAUGUGUUUCUUACGAGUGUAUUCCGUUUUUUUUUUUCAUUCUAUCUUAUUCACUCUUACGAUUUCUUCAGGACUCUCCCUUUCUAUUCCCACUCUGCCAUUUUCUCUUCAUGUCAUAUUUUCUUUAAUCGUUGUUUUUCUUUUUAAAUCUGCGAAAUUUAUUCUUUUUCUGUUUCUUAUAUUUUCCGUUCAUAUCUAUCUAUCUAUCUAUCUAUCUAUCUAUCUAUCUAUCUAUCUAUCUAUCUAUCUAUCUAUCUAUCUCAUAUUUACUUCAGUUUCUUCAUCUAUCUAUCUAUCUAUCUAUCUAUCUAUCUAUCUAUCUAUCUAUCUAUCUAUCUAUCUAUCUCAGUCUGUUCAUUAUCUAUCUAUCUAUCUAUCUCAGUCUGUUCAUUAUCUAUCUAUCUAUACAUUAUCUGUCUAUUUAUCUAUCUAA
This is a messenger RNA of Acanthosepion pharaonis, 1161 nucleotides long. The record is from the annotation of a GenBank genome assembly. NCBI's taxonomy places the organism in Eukaryota, Metazoa, Mollusca, Cephalopoda, Sepiida, Sepiidae.